UCCGGGACUUUAUACUGUCUGUCGGUCAAGUCACGUGAUAUACCCGUAACAAGGAGGUGUAUAGAUAAAGUUGUACCGUCAUAACAAAAUGGUGGCAGUUCACAGUUUGUAGGCAAAGUAUUCCUUCAAACGCACUCAAGUACCAACAUCAUGGCAAGUAACAGGUCCGUACGGCGUGCUCAGGAACCCGUUACCUACACGUGUGCUCUGUGUGACAGUGAAGAUGGGGUAAGAUGGUACUGUAACGAUUGUCAGGAGAGUUUAUGUGACCGGUGUAAGGAAACCCAUACACGAGGAAGGAAAACAAAAAACGAUGACGUCGUGUCGAUAGGGAAGGCUACCCGUCAGGGCGACAAGCCUCUACGAGAGGUAUGUAAACUACAUCCCGGUAAACUGUGUGAUAUGUUCUGCUCGGACUGCAACGAGUUGAUUUGUUCGAUAUGUUUAUCUAAAAAUCAUAAACAACACAACUGGAAACUUUUUGAAGACGAACUGUCUGUCAAAAAGGAACAUUUAAAGGAACAUAUGACAACGUUAGCUGAUAAAAUAGCAAAUUUCAAGAACGAGACAUCAGAGCGACAUCGCGUGAACAAAACGUUCAAAGACAACAUUGAUACAACGAGGAAAGAGGUAAACUCACAGAGGACUAAGUUAAAGGCAGAAGUAGAUUGUAUCGCGGAAACAGUGCUGGCCGAGUUAGCAUCUUUGGAAAAAGAGGAAUCACUGCUGUACAAGAAAGAUAUUCAACGAUCGGAGAAAAAUGUCGAAGAGCUGACGCGUCUGCUUGAAAAGGCAGAAUUGACGGAUACAUCUAGUGUAUCCAUAUUUGAAACGGAAGUGUCAUUAAGGAAUACUCUUCCCCUGUAUGACGUUAAGAUGAAACAUGUUUCACCAAAACAACCAAGCUUUGUUACCGGAAGUAUCGACCGCGUCCUGUUGACGAAAAUGUUAGGUGAAUUACACCACGAGAACCAGUACGAAAAGACAGACAUCGACAGUAAACACGUUCAACGUCUCUCUACGUCUACUGUUACUCAACGAAAUCAAAUAUUGGAUAUAUGUCCAGUCGACGACAGUCACGCGUGGUUAUUAAUAUAUCAAUACCAGGGUCUGGUACUGAUCAAUAGCGAGGGUGUGGUCAAAGAGACAGUUAAACUGGACUUCUGUCCGUACAAAAUCACCAUGGUCGGGACAACAGACAUACUUAUGACCAGUCAUAAUGACAAUUCAUAUGUACAUAAACUAUCACUACACAACCAACAAGUGACAACAUUUGCUGACAUCAGACCACAUGAAGCAUGUGACAUCAUCAUCAACGAGAGGCAGGAGGUGUUUGUUAGUACAGGUACACCAGACAUAGUGGUACUGAAUCAGUCAGGUACGAUUGUGAGGAAGGUGACGUGUGGAAUACGUGGGUGGUUUAUUACAUGUUUUUCAUCAGGAGACAUUGCAGUGUCGGACUUUAGUAAUGUAUCAGUCGUAACAGACAGAUCUGGUACAACAAAAUAUAAAUGGUCUGGUGAAAUCAACAACGGUCAACAGGUUGGUAGUAGGAACCUCUUUAAGAUGUCACGUGACAAGUACGACAGACUGUUUGUACCAGACUCCUUCAACGAUCAGGUGUAUGUCCUACAUAGAGAUAGUACACAGGCCAUGUGUCUGCUGGACAAGAAACAUGGAGUGAUCGAACCUACAGCGGUGGGUGUGGAUACGUGUGGGAACGUGUGGGUUGGUUGUAUAGACGGUACCGUACACGUGAUGAGACUGUAACAUGAGGAAAGAGUACAUGAUAAACACCUGUCCUCGUGGUACAUUACUUCAUUAUGUAAAUAUCAUCACAAACAAUUCAUCAAUGUCUAAUAAACACUCUCAAAUAUCGAUUCAUUUUGUAGAGACAUUCGAACAAUUGAUCAAUUGGUGUUAAUGACAUCUGUGAAUUUUUUUUUAAAGUAAUAAGGUUUUUGAACCGACAAUGCCCGAUCAUUGAACUGGUCAGCGAGUUAACUAGUGAGCUGCACUGAGGGUUUCGUUUUAUUUAUUUACCUAUUUUUUAAGAAUCUAUUUUGAAAUAUUUCAUGUCAUCUUAAGGUAAAUCUCCAGUACCAUCAAGUUUAAAUAUAUUAUUACAAUUUGUACAAUGAUGAAAUAUUUCUUGAAGACAUUUUUGCGCCACGUAAUUAAUCAUAUGCACACAUGAAGAGGUAGUUAAAGAGAAGGGGGAGAGAGACAGAAUCAGACAGAAAAACACUUUAUCAAUAUUUAAGAGUGUGCUGCAUGAAAUUAUCCCCAUUAAGUUUUUUAACUCGAAAAGUUCGUUUCCAAAUAAUACAAACAUCCAAUUACAUACUUUUAAAAGGUAUUAUAUUUGUACAAUAUUUCUUAUUUUCUAUUCAUGUAGAAAACACAAUUAAAGUUGAAACUCUAAAUAGUUUUUUUAAUAGCUCACCGGGACCGAAGGGCCAUGUGAAUGUGAGCGUAUG
Mizuhopecten yessoensis (Yesso scallop) is the source of this 2480-nucleotide messenger RNA. RefSeq lists its product as uncharacterized. The transcript has a single exon. The record is from RefSeq and is a predicted model, not a curated record. The coding region runs from base 151 to 1770 and encodes 539 amino acids. NCBI's taxonomy places the organism in Eukaryota, Metazoa, Mollusca, Bivalvia, Pectinida, Pectinidae. Gene Ontology annotation, molecular function: zinc ion binding.